This is a messenger RNA of Pistacia vera, 2547 nucleotides long. Its product is annotated as (R)-limonene synthase 1, chloroplastic-like. Gene Ontology annotation, biological process: diterpenoid biosynthetic process. The transcript has 13 exons. Gene Ontology annotation, molecular function: magnesium ion binding; terpene synthase activity. The coding region runs from base 1 to 2547 and encodes 848 amino acids. NCBI's taxonomy places the organism in Eukaryota, Viridiplantae, Streptophyta, Magnoliopsida, Sapindales, Anacardiaceae. The record is from RefSeq and is a predicted model, not a curated record.
AUGGCUUUUUGUAUUGCAUCAACCUGUAAUAUUCCUUCUGGUGCUAUUUUUCAACACCGUCAACUACUUGUUUCUAAAACACCAACCAGCAGAAUCAGUGUGAAGAAGCAACUCCAUUGCAUCGCUAACCCAGAACUUAGUACUUCAACUGUUGUAAGGCGAUCAGGAAACUACAAACCUUGCAUUUUUAACGAAGAUUAUCUGCCAAAAUUGACUAAUGAGUACACGGGAGAAGCAUACAGAAAAAAAGCAGAAAAGCUGACAGAAGAAGUGAGGAUGAUAAUCAAUAGUAUGGACAACCCAUUGGAUCAGCUUGAGCUGAUUGACAACUUACAAAGACUUGGAGUGGCUCACCGUUUUGAACGUGAAAUAAAGAACAUGUUGGACCGUGUCCACAAUAUCAGCGAUCAUAAAUGGAAGAAAGGAAAUCUAUAUGCAACCUCUCUAGAGUUUAGACUCCUGAGAAAACACGGCUAUUAUGUUACUGAAGAAGUUUUUGAGAGUUUCAGGGACAAGACGGGCAGUUUCUCGGCGUGUGUCUGUGAUGAUGUGAAGGCAAUACUGAGCUUUUAUGAAGCCUCAUUCUAUGGGUUAGAAGGAGAAAGUAUGAUGCAGGAGGCAUGGGAAUUCAGUUCUAAACAUCUUAAAGAUCUUGAUUAUAAGGAUGUCGACCAGAAUCUUGUACCGCUUGUUGAGCAUGCCUUGGAGCUUCCUCUUCAUUGGUGGGCGCCACGACUAGAGACCAAAUGGUUCAUAGAUUCAUAUGAGAGAAGGGAAGACAAGAAUCACCUUCUACUCGAGCUUGCAAAGGUUGACUUUAAUAUUUUACAGGGAAUUCAUCAGGAAGAUCUUAAAGACACAUUGAGGUGGUGGGAGAAUACUGGUCUUCGAGAGUUAACUUUUGCUAGGAACAGCUUGAUAACAGCAUAUUUAUGGGGUUUGGGUAUAGCUUUUCAACCUCAGUACUCUUACUGCUUAAUGUUCGUUGCAAAGGCCAUUGCUCUAAUUACAGUAAUUGACGAUAUUUAUGAUGUUUAUGGUACCUUGCCUGAACUAGAGCUCUUGACUGAUGCUAUUACGAGAUGGGACAUUAAAGCAAUGAAACAGCUUCCCAGUUACAUGAAAACAAGUUUUCUCUCGCUGUUCAACUUUGUUAAUGAAGUGGCUUAUCACAUUCUCAAAGAAAAGAAUUCAGACGUCUCAAUGACUCUAAUCAAAAUGUGGAAAAAUAUGGCGCAAGCCCAAAUAACAGAGGCAAGAUGGUACCACUAUCAGUAUAAGCCAACGCUAGAUGAAUAUUUGAAUAAUGCUUAUGUAUCAAUUACGGGUCCUAUUAUGGCAACUCUGUCAUAUAUAUCGUCAGCAAAUCCGAUAUUAGAGAAGGACUUAGAAUAUCUAGAAAGCAAUCCGGAUAUUAUAAAAUGGUCAUCCACGGCUUUCCGACUUCAAGAUGAUUUGGGAACUUCACCGGAUGAGAUGAAGAGAGGUGAUGUACCUAAAGCAAUCCAAUGUUACAUGAAUGAUACUGGUUGUUCCGAGGAAGUUGCUCGUGAAUACAUUAAGGAUCUAACAAGGAAGAUAUGGAAGAAGAUAAAUGUAUACAGAGCUGCAACGAAUUGUCCCUUACCUCAACCUAUUGUUGAAAUGAUCAUAAAUCUUGUGAGAACUUCCCAUUACAUUUAUCGUCGCGGAGAUGGGCAUGGUGGUGGAGGUCAAGAGAUUAAGGAUGUUAUGUUUUCAUCACUCUUUCAACCCAUUCCAUUGCCAGACAAACAUAUCAGUUUUACUAAAAGUUUCAUUACGGAGUUAGCCCUGAGGGUGUUUGUGGUACAAUAUCAAAAGUCCAAGACGCUAAAAAUCUACGGUUACAGAAAGGAUGGAUCCUGUGAGGUUGAGGCCACUAAUAAUCCACCAGACCUGCACAUACGAAGAGACAAGCAUGAAGCUUACAGGAAACAAUGGGGUAAUGUUUGUCGUAGAUACUUUGACGCUCAAAUGCAGCCUUUGGAGGUGUCUUUUGUGGAGAGUCUUGUAAUCUUAAACCUGCAUGAUGAUAAUGCUCUUUGUCUCUUUGACUUAGUGGAUCACUUGAGCUUUGUAUGGAUUGGUGUGAGAUUGGUCAAGGCCGAGUGGUCUCUCCUUUUGGGGUACUUGAUCCAAAUCAAGGGAAGUUUUGCUCAGCUUAAGGCAACCAUGAGCAGUAAAGAACAUCUUUAUUCAAGUAACUACUAUGCUGAACAGAAAAAAAGGACAUGCUUAGAUAUGCAAGACAAGUUGGAUGAUGUAAAGCUAAAAGUCUCUAAAGCUAAAACCAUUAUUGGAAGUGUUGUUGAUCUUUCAAGUAAAUUGUUUAUCACCAUCAAAGUUGUAGAAACUGAGUUGGAGUUAGCAAGAGAAACCUUAAGAACAAAAGAAAUAGAGGUUUCAACUGCAAGGAGAGCCCUCACAAUCAAAGAUGAGGAGCUCAACCGUUUACAUAAUGGAUUAGAUGCUCGAGAGGAAGAACUAAAAGGGGCUAAGGGAGAACGAGAACUAGAUGGAGAGUGA